AUGGGCGUUUGCUGUAGCAAUAAAAAUUCAAAAAAUCCUCACAAUGCUUAUGGUUUCUUAUCACCGACAAACAGAUAGUUGGAAUAGGAAGAAUAUGAGGAGUUAAGUGGGGAGAUGAAAGAGAUUUUAGAAAUGUAUUUGAGUAGUGAAAAGAAUUCUCCGCAGAAUAGAAAUCUGGGAGAAUCAAAUCAAUUGAAACACAGUCUGGAAUAGCCGAACACUCCAUAUUUUAAGAAUUCUUAUGAUAGUAGUGAUGAUAAAUUUUUGUAUUUGAAAUAAUCGAAAUAAGUUGAGGAAAUUAUAGUAAAUGAAAUUAAGAUUUAGGAAGCGUUCUUCUCAUAAGAAUAGUGAAAAGUUGGCUCCUGUUGAGGAAGAAAAUGAACAAUAAAAAUAGUAUAGUUAAUUGAAUCAUCCAAUCUUCCAAUUCAAAUGUCAAGUAUGUCAUUAGGAUCAUAAUUGGAUUCACUCUUGCAAUUCGAGGUUGGUGUAUAAUGAUGAUAAUAUGAUAGUAUGUGA
Paramecium octaurelia is the source of this 516-nucleotide messenger RNA. The record is from the annotation of a GenBank genome assembly. NCBI's taxonomy places the organism in Eukaryota, Ciliophora, Oligohymenophorea, Peniculida, Parameciidae.